Orycteropus afer afer is the source of this 515-nucleotide messenger RNA. RefSeq names its product retinol binding protein 5 (gene RBP5). The record is from RefSeq and is a predicted model, not a curated record. Gene Ontology annotation, biological process: fatty acid transport. Gene Ontology annotation, molecular function: fatty acid binding. Lineage: Eukaryota; Metazoa; Chordata; Mammalia; Tubulidentata; Orycteropodidae. Gene Ontology annotation, cellular component: cytosol; nucleus.
CUGCCUGGACUCUAUCAGCCCCACCUGCCAGACAAAAUCCUCUCUCUCCUCACUUUGUCUCCUAUAACCUUUGGAAAUUUUAAUCUCCAUUUCGGACCAUCCAGACAAUGCCUCCCAACCUCACUGGCUACUACCGCUUUGUCUCGCAGAAGAACAUGGAGGACUACCUGCAAGCCCUAAACAUCAACAUGGCUCUGAGGAAGAUAGCACUGCUGCUGAAGCCAGACAAAGAGAUUGACCAUCAGGGCAACCACAUGACAGUGAAGACCCUCAGCACCUUCCACAACUACAUUUUGGAAUUCGAGGUGGGAGUUGAGUUUGAAGAGGACCUCAGAAUUGUGGAUGGACGGAAGUGUCAGACCAUAGUAACCUGGGAGGAGGAGCAGCUGGUGUGUGUGCAGAAAGGGGAGGUCCCCAACCGGGGCUGGAGACACUGGCUGGAGGGAGAGAAGUUGUAUCUGGAACUGACUGCCAGGGAGGCAGUGUGUGAGCAGGUCUUCAGGAAGGUCAGAUAG